Esox lucius (northern pike) is the source of this 2490-nucleotide messenger RNA. It is a transcript of the gene fastkd3, whose product is annotated as FAST kinase domains 3. Lineage: Eukaryota; Metazoa; Chordata; Actinopteri; Esociformes; Esocidae. Gene Ontology annotation, molecular function: RNA binding. The record is from RefSeq and is a predicted model, not a curated record. The transcript is spliced from 6 exons. Gene Ontology annotation, biological process: regulation of mitochondrial mRNA stability; mitochondrial RNA processing. The coding region runs from base 410 to 2416 and encodes 668 amino acids. Gene Ontology annotation, cellular component: mitochondrial matrix; ribonucleoprotein granule.
CGCUAAUCAGUCGCACACCAUGUAACAUGAGCUUCCGCUUUGUGGAUGGCUAGGCAAGCUAACUAGGACAAGGGCGAGGUGACGUUUCCGAAUUCUGUGUUUAAAACAAUUAUGUUUUGCAGAGUUUUGUGCUUCAAAUGUUCACAUUUGAAUGAUAGUUGUUUGUAUGGUUUUGUCGUGGUAUGCAUAGUUGGCAACAUUUUACUUCUAGUCACUGGGUGGUUUGAUAACCGGUCCCUGCAAUUCAAGGUUACUUCAACAUGAACGGUGCAUCAUAUCGAAUACAUCUUGCGAGUAAUAUCUUACGGUAACUUUCAGUUCUUUACCGAAACUGUCCAUUAGGUUAACUUGCCAUGAACUUCCCCUGCUGUACAGGUUAGAACCAUGUGGUGAGUCCUGCAACAGAAACAUGGCUUUAAAGGUGAUCCAGAGACUUCAGCUUUUCGGGCAGACCGGAGCACACCUCUGUCCUCCAAUUGGGCUGGGUCGCUUCUCCGGUCUCCUGACUGCUUCAGCAGAGGAGCUUCUUUGUGCAGCAUGCCUACGGACCUCAGCGGACCAAUGGAUCCAGGGACAGGGAUGUCGUAAACUCAUUCAGCCCGUGUGUGGGAGGAUGAACUUCUCCACCAUUGCCAAGGACCCGUUCUACACCGCCGGGUCCGUCGCCCUCCACAAAGACUCAGUCCCCAGGUUCUGUCUGAGCCAUCUGCACCAGCCCACAGACGGGGAGGAGAAAGCCUUCCUGGACCGCCUGAAAGGCUGCUCGUCUUCCAGACAGGUGCUGAGGCUCCUCCGCACCGUUGAAAUCAUGUCCGACACCAUGGCAGCGGAAGCGCUGCACCGCGUGGCCGACCUGGAGCGAGAAGGCCACUCCCUGAAGGACCCUGCUGUGCUGGAGAAGGACCCUCUCUGGUCCCUGUGCUGCCAGCUGGAGGAAGACUCCGGGCGUCUGACCGAGGCCGGUCUGGUGUCUGCCCUGCUGGCCUGCACGCGCCUCUACCUGGACCCAUGGAGCACGCUGGUGGUGCGGCUGGUGUCCGAGAGCCAGAGGAGGCUGGACAGCACCCAAAUGAGCCUGGGCCAGCUGUGCACUCUGGGGCGGGCCCUGCUGGCUCUGGAGGGCCCGGGCUGCGGGAUGCUGGAACAGGUGAUGGAGCAGGUCCAGAGGCAGGAGCCGGCCCAGUGGAGCCCGAAAGAGCUCACAGAUGUAUAUGGGCUGCUGCAGGCUGGGGUAGGGAUGGAGGCCCGCUAUCAGGGCCUGCUAAACACUAUGCACUCCCGCGCUGUAUCGGUGAGCUCCCGUAUGGAUCCGUUGGCUGUCAGCAGUGUGCUUGGUGCCUUGGUGGUCAUGAAUCAGACCCAAACCGUGCCUCUGGUCAUCAGCCUGUGCAAGCAAGCGGUCCGGCACAUACCCCACUUCAGAGACGAGGAGCUGGGGAUGGUGCUUGGGGCGCUCAUGCACUUCGGCCACAGUGAUCACUCCUUCGUGGAGGCCAUGGAGAGACAUGUGCCCAAGACAGCGUUCACUGCCCACCCCGAGACGGUGACCAAAGUGAUUCAUUACCUCGGGCGGCGGAACAUCCUGUCGCCGGCGGUGUUCGACGCGGUGGCGGAGAGCUUUGUGUACCGGGCGGACGACUACACGACCAGCCAGGUGGCCAGGCAGAUCAUGGCAUUCGGGAAGCUGAACUACCUGCCGCCCAACGCCGGCGAGGUGUUUCGGAAGGUGGAGGCCGUCUUGGACACCCGCUUCUCUCACUUCCAGCCACGGACACUCCUCAACUUGCUGCACUCCUGCAUUUUGGUGGAGCGGUUCCCUGUCAACUUUGUGUCCAAGGUCUUCAACCGUUUCUUCCUCCAGCAACUACAAGAGCAAGACACCGGUAUUGACCGAAUUGUACUGGCCCAGUUGACUCAACUCUACAUGACUGUCAAGCUUGAAUGCCCUUUCUAUGCGGGUCCCAGGCUCCUUCCUGCCUAUCAUGUCAAGUCUUUCCUCACUCCUGGUCGCUCUCUGGAGACUCCUGUGGACGGUCACCUCUACAACCGCGUAAAAAACGGACUAGUAGAUCUACUCGGGGACCGAGCCUACUUCGCUUCCAGAGUCCUUACCCCACACUGCUACACACUGGAUGUGGAGAUAAAGCUUGACGAGGAAGGCUACGUGUUGCCUGCCUGUCGAAUGGAUGACGUCUUUAAGAGGAUAGCAGUUUGCAUUGACGACCAGAUGCGGUUCACUGUGAAGGAAAUACGACUGCUGGGCAAAGAGGCCAUCAAGCAGCGGCACCUCAGGAUUCUGGGAUAUGAAGUGAUUCAGAUUCCUUACUAUGAAUUUGAGAAGCUUCGGAACAAGACGGAAGUUGUUGAGUACCUUCACAAGAAGAUCUUCCCCCUCAGCUACAGGCUGAGUUGGUGAUGACUAGCUCACCCAACACCUUAUGGCUGUGAUGAAAACAUAACGUGGCGGCUGUCUUAAGGACAACUCCAAAA